Molecule: messenger RNA, 1572 nt
Organism: Meriones unguiculatus (Mongolian gerbil)
Lineage: Eukaryota; Metazoa; Chordata; Mammalia; Rodentia; Muridae
Gene: Sgcg
Product: sarcoglycan gamma
Exons: 8
Coding region: 102-977 (291 amino acids)
Biological process (GO): heart contraction; cardiac muscle tissue development
Cellular component (GO): sarcoglycan complex; sarcolemma
Source: RefSeq, a predicted model, not a curated record
GUCUCACCCUACACAAAAUGGGAGCUUAAAUGUUUCCACUUCCACAGAGUUUGGGCCCUCAUCGGGAAUCAAUUCAUCAGUGUGAUUUCUGAGUCGCCAAGAUGGUUCGAGAACAGUAUACCACAGUUACUGAGGGCUUCCACCUCGAGAGGCCUGAGAGCCAGCCUGUCUACAAGAUCGGCAUUUACGGCUGGAGGAAGCGCUGCCUCUACCUCUUCGUUCUUCUGUUGCUAACAACACUCAUCGUGAACCUCGCUCUCACAAUCUGGAUUCUAAAAGUGAUGUGGUUUUCUCCAAUAGGAAUGGGUCACCUGCAUGUUACAGCAGACGGACUUCGUCUGGAAGGGGAAUCGGAAUUUUUAUUUCCUCUGUAUGCCAAGGAAAUACGCUCCCGAGUGGACUCAUCUCUGCUUCUGCAGUCAACUCAGAAUGUGACAGUCAAUGCUCGAAACUCGGAAGGGGAGGUCACAGGCAGAGUCAAAGUGGGUGCCCAGAUGGUAGAAGUCCAGAGCCAGCGCUUUCAGGUCAGUUCUGAAGCUGCCAAGCCACUGUUCACCGCUGAGGAGCAGGGCAUCGUGGUCGGCACCGGCAGGCUGCGGGUGACAGGGCCAGAAGGAGCAAUUUUUGAACACUCAGUGGAGACACCCCUUGUCAGAGCGGACCCAUUCCAGGACCUUAGGUUAGAAUCCCCAACUCGGAGUCUAAGCAUGGAUGCCCCAAGGGGGGUUCACGUUAAAGCUCAUGCUGGGAAAAUGAAGGCCCUCUCUCAAAUGGACAUCAUCCUGCAGAGCAGUGAUGGAAUGGUGGUGCUUGAUGCUGAAACUGUUGGUUUGCUCCAGUUGAAGCAGGGAACAUGGGGUCCCUCUGGCAACUCUCAUGGAUUCUAUGAGAUUUGUGUGUGUCCUGACGGGAAGCUGUACCUGUCUAUGGCUGACGAGGCCACCACCUGCGAGGAACACAGCCACAUCUGUCUCUGACCACUGCUCUCCUGCAGCACACCUAUGUUGUCUCGGUGAGCCAAGAGCUGUGACCUCAGCCUUUACGUGCCAAGCAGCUGGAUGGGCACUGGCAGACUCACUGCUAAAGCACUCAGACAGACGCAUGCAGGGGAAAUGGGCCAAUGGAAUUGUUGGGCCCAAACUACCAGGUUUCAGAAUGACACAAAGAAAUGUUAACAACUUAUUCACUGUGCUCUCAUCUUUAUUGCCUCCCUCCACAUCAUGCUGAACUGUUCCCUGGAAGCAAUUGAUGGUACUCGAUGGCAGACACCUAUCUCCUCACCCAUGCACGGCUGGCUGGUGGAUCCUAAAAUGCCCCAACUGUGCACAGCCCUUCCUUCACAUUAAACUCCCAGCGCCCUGCUCAGCUGUGUGCAGUGUGCCAGGCUUCACCGAGAUCUCCACAGUCUGAAGGGAAUUUGAGGUUGAUAUGAUUUUCAGUAUGUAGUUAAGGGAAGAAAUUACACAAAUUUAGUCAUGCUUUUUAUAUACAUACCAACAAGCAAUAAAAAAUGACAUUUUUAUUUCAGACCAGAGUUUGAAAGUGUCUUACUUUCUUCAAUGCUCACCACUC